Messenger RNA from Amblyraja radiata (thorny skate), 614 nucleotides. RefSeq lists its product as uncharacterized. The transcript is spliced from 3 exons. Lineage: Eukaryota; Metazoa; Chordata; Chondrichthyes; Rajiformes; Rajidae. The record is from RefSeq and is a predicted model, not a curated record. The annotation marks the transcript as partial.
GUGGGAAAUUAACUAAAAUGGGCAAUGUUUUCGAAAGACCUUGUCCAGGCACCUCAUCAAAGAACGAUGGUCAGAACACAGGAACAACGACAGAAAAGCAAAGUGGGAUUGAAAGCAGAACUUCAAUGGAAUGUGAAGCCGCUGAAGAGGAACGGGAACAAUGUCAGUCCCGAGAAAGAGGAAUAGGAGACGUGGUUCACGCCCCUGGAACUGAAUCAAGUGAUGAAAUCCAUCAUGACCGAGAUUCAUCAAACAAGGAAUCAUCGAGUCCCAUCCAAGCAGCAGAGCAGCAGAAUAUGGUAACACCUAUCCACACCACUGCUGAAGUUGGAAACAGGACUGCGGCUCCAGUGACCUCAACAACAAGGAUGGACACAGAUCUAACGCCUACAUACUCUGAGCUCCUGACACAGUGGAGCGAGUACCAAUUGUUCCAGCUGACAAAAUUCUAUCGGGAGAGACUGAAACAGGCGAUUGAAGAAAGGGUUGAAAGCCUCGGCUUCAUGAUGAGACAGCAGGGAUGUUUCAGUGAACAAGAACACGGGGUAAGUGGAAGGAACACGGUGACUUAUGUUUCCUGUCACAGAACUGACGGUAUUGGGGGGAAGAGCUAA